AUGGUCCAGCAAUGGAAGUGGCUCCUUCUUUGGGGGCACUUCAUGCAGGGCUCCAGCCGGGCAGUGUGCCAGGGCCUGGCGCGCAGCAGAUCUCCAGGUGAGAUGCAGCGUCAGCUGUGGCCGCCCAUGCGGCCGGGAAGCGGCACCAGUGGCGCUUGGCAGAUGCCGCAACGCACUAGGUUGUCACAGUCGACAUUUUCGACCUUCGGUGCAUCGCAGGCUGAUGUUAGCGCGAUACAACAUCAGCAGGUGGUGUACCAGGACCUCCUUGCAUUGCUGUCUGUGGCCUAUGGCAACCAGCGUGGCGUCAUCGAACAGCAGCGGAAUCGCAUGGACCGGCUGUUGGCCGAGUUCAGGGAUUUACGACAGGAGCUUGAGGAGGAUCCAGAGCUGCAAUUGCUCUAUACAGAAGUUCGAAGACAACGGAAAGCAAAGGAGAAGAAGAAAAAAUCAAAGAAGAAAGGCAAGAAAGAGAAGGAGGCAAAGUCUGCUGAGAAGCAGAGGCCAGAUUUAUAG
Cladocopium goreaui is the source of this 516-nucleotide messenger RNA. NCBI's taxonomy places the organism in Eukaryota, Dinophyceae, Suessiales, Symbiodiniaceae. The record is from the annotation of a GenBank genome assembly.